CCCUCCCCGGUUUUCCAGCAGCCGCCGCGCGCUGCUCCCUCGUUUCACCCCUCCCCCUCAUCUUGGCGGCGCUAUUCGGUCUUCGCAGGGCCCUUUGCCGGCGACGAGCACCCAGCAGGUAAGGUCAUUAUGGUUAGAGUCAGUGUUCUCAAUGAUGCUCUGAAGAGCAUGUAUAAUGCUGAGAAGCGUGGGAAGCGGCAAGUCAUGAUUAGGCCGUCAUCCAAGGUCAUUAUCAAGUUUCUUAUGGUCAUGCAGAAGCAUGGCUACAUUGGUGAGUUUGAGUAUGUGGAUGAUCACAGGGCAGGAAAAAUUGUGGUUGAACUGAAUGGCAGGCUGAACAAGUGUGGUGUCAUCAGUCCUCGCUUUGAUGUUGGAGUGAAGGAAAUUGAGGGAUGGACAGCCAGGCUACUCCCGUCUCGUCAGUUUGGUUACAUUGUUCUGACUACAUCUGCUGGCAUCAUGGACCAUGAGGAAGCCAGGCGAAAGAAUGUUGGUGGCAAAGUUCUCGGUUUCUUCUACUAAAAUGGAAAUUUUGCAAGGAGCAUCAGUUUUUUUGUCUGAAUAGCUGCAGAGAUGAGCUUAUGAAGCAUGUUUGCUGUUUUGUUAAUGUUUUGGCUUUUAUGAUAUUUGAGGUGUAGUUGAAUGUUCGCUUGUUAGACACCAAACUGUGCUCAACUUAUAUAGUUGGCAUCUGGAUUUUAAUCGAAUUAAGCUAUGGUACUUUCUCGUUGUGUUGACUA
Messenger RNA from Setaria italica (foxtail millet), 740 nucleotides. Its product is annotated as 40S ribosomal protein S15a-1. The record is from RefSeq and is a predicted model, not a curated record. Gene Ontology annotation, molecular function: structural constituent of ribosome. Gene Ontology annotation, biological process: translation. The transcript is spliced from 4 exons. Lineage: Eukaryota; Viridiplantae; Streptophyta; Magnoliopsida; Poales; Poaceae. Gene Ontology annotation, cellular component: ribosome; cytosolic small ribosomal subunit. Bases 130 to 522 code for a protein of 130 amino acids.